GUCAACAUUCCAUUCGGGUUGACUUCGGGUUCGGUCGGGUCGAUUUCAGGUCGGGUCAUGUCGGGUUUUUUCUUAUCCCGGGUUCAGGUCGGGUUCGAGUCGGGUCACAUUUCGGUCAGGUAUGAUUUCGGGUUCGGGUCUUAUCAGGUCGGGUUUAAGUCGGUUUGUACCAGGUAAUUUCGGGUUCGGGUCUUAUCGAGUCGGGUUUAGGUCGGUUUGCAACACAGUUAUUUUCGGGUUCGGGUCUUGGUUUGGAUCGGAUAAUAAUCAGAUUAGAUAGAAUUCAGGUCGGGUCACUCUCGGGGACGGGUCAAACUCGGGUUUGAACCUAUACAUUUUAAUUAUUUUAUAUUGUAAAAACUAUUGUUUAACUUAUUUUAGAGUUAAAAGUUAUAUAGACCAAAUAAUCGCUUGUUUUUGUCAAGUCGAUACAUAUAUAAAGUGAAUAUGGAUUACAAACCAAUGAUCGAUUUGAUCAUCUCAAAAUGUGAAAGUGAAAAACAUUUACUCCCGCAACUCGAAUUUCAUUUUUGGACUUAGGGGUAAGUGAGUGGGUCUCGAGCCAAUGCGAGUUUCUUGUGUGAUAGUGUAACUGUUUUUCUCGUUGUUGAGCACAUUAACAUAGGUCUCGCAGACAAAGAGAAAGACUGUCAGUUAGGAUGUUAGAUUCAAUUCCUAGAUUUCAUCUCAUCCAAAAUGCUAAACUCCUAAACUUUCAUUGUCAUUUGAAACUCACUAAUUGGCGAAAUCAUAUAUCUUGUACGAUUUUAUAUUAAGUACGAAUUUAUAUAUAUCGAAACAUAUUAAAUCCAAAUUAUGAUAUUAUAAGUUUUGUUAUGUCUAUGAGUGUGGACGAUCGACUAGUUAGACUAGUUAGAUAUAGGUUACUAACACUAGUUAACUACAGAUUAAUUCAAGUUAUAUAUAUAUUUAUAAGUGAUAAAUUUUACAAGCAAAUAACUACGACAAAACGGCUUAUGACUUGUAAAUAAUUUAAAAACUCUAUGUGCCUGUAACCAAAGUAGAUCCAGGUCAUUAAAGUUGUUUACCAUUUGGAUACAUGUUAAGUUCAAUUGACACCAUAUUCAGUUCGAUUAUGACUAUAACUAUGUAACUAUAUACAAUUAAAACCACAUAACUCGAUAAGAGAAGACUAUAAUUAUAUAACUCUUAUAGGACUAUACUUAAGUAAUGAUAAAUUGUUAUAUGAAGUUCAAACUACGAUUCAGAUAGUUUAUGACAUGUUCAAUUACUCGAUUGACUAGUUCAAUUAACAACAAAUUAGACAAUUAGUUCAAACAAAGUCAUAUUACAAUUAGUUUAAAGUUUAAACAACUCAAAAGAUCGGAAUAAGUUAAACAUAAUCACAUUAUUACAACUUUGCACUUCAUACUCUCAAUCUCAAUCACAUCGUAAAUACUUUAGGUAAUUAUAAGUAAUAUGUACUUUUUAAUUAUAUAACACAAGUAUGUUUCGUAUAUGGACUUACUUUUCAUAAUAAUAACAAUAGUAUAUUAAUAAUAACAAUAAUAAUAUUAAACAUCAACUAAUAAAAUACUAAUUAAAAAACAUCAACUAAAAUAAUAAAAUUAGCUUAAACAAUAAAACACUAAUUAAAUUAGUCAUAAAAUCCAUUUGAAUAAAAGAUACAAAGCCCAACUUUCCAGCCCAAAAAUAAUCCAACAAACCCUAAAUAUAAAUAUCUCGCAUUCACAACUUCAUCAAUCAGAAGUUCAGAACCCUAAUCUUCUCGCCUCUCCCUCUUCGGGUUCUCCGCCUCUCCCUCUAGGGUUUCAAGUUCAACUCUCAACCAGAAAUACAAUCAGACCCCCGUCACUCCGGUCCCUUCACAACUCGUUUGCUCUCACACGGUUACGUUCUUCUUCAACAAGAAACCCCCAGUCCCCCACUGACCCACUCAAUCAACAAGAAAAUUUUAAGGAUGUGGUAUUUUCUGAUCUAGAAGAAGCUCAAGAUUUGGAGUACGAUUUCUUUGUUCUUGAGGUAAGAUUUCGACGUGGACUUCCUCCUGGAGAUGGUGUUCUAUAUUACCCUGGCGAAGUGUUCUCAUCUUCAAAAGAGCCCGUAGCUUCUCUGAGAUUAGAACGUCUUUUAAGUGGUUUGCAGGAGAUCACUCUAUUCUCUCCUAAUUUCCUGUUGCCACCAUGGACAAUCAAGAAGUACCAGAAUUUGAUAAUGAAUAUGAUAUAGGAAUUAAUGAUAAUGAAGAGUUAUUGAUGUCUACAAGUAAUCGCAUUGCAUCUCCAAAACGAAAGCGAACUUUUACUAAACAAGACACCUUAUCUAAAAAGGGUAGGCGCACUUCUGCGGUAUGGGAACACUUCACUUUCACGGCAUUAUCACUAGGAGGUUAUGAGGUGCAAUGUAAGUACUGUAAAACACACAAGUUUGUUUAUGAUAGUAUCGUGGGGACUUCUAAUGCUAAGCGACAUUAUCUAAAGUGUCCUUCUUAUUUAGAGUACAUGUCUAAUAAUCCAAAUGGGCUUGCUUGUACGAAUUUUGAUCAAAAAACAUAUCUGAAAUUGUUUGCUCAAUCAAUAUUAGGUCAUGGAUAUCCUUUGCGUAUGGCUGAACAUCCUAGAACUAGAAGAUUGCAUGAUUAUCUGAAUCCAAAGGUCAAAACUGUUUGUAGAAAUACCAUGACUAAGUAUUGCAUGUCUGAGUAUAAUGGUUUAAAGAAACAAUUGUUUGAUACUUUAGGUGCAUCAACUUCUAGAAUAUGUCUCACGUCUGAUAUGUGGAGUGCAAGUACCGUGAAUUCAUAUUUGGUCCUUACAGCCCAUUAUAUAGACAAUAGCUGGAAAUUACGUUCAAAAAUUUUAAACUUUCAACAUUUCGAAUCCUCUCAUACUGGGAAUGGUAUUUAUGAGUUUGUACAAGCUUUGAUUAGAGAUGGGGUAUUGAAAAGAAAGUUUUUACAAUUACUGUAGAUAAUGCAACUAAUAUGGAUGUGUUUGCUGCAAGAUUAGAGUGUGAUUUGAAUGCUUGUUCUCCUUUACCUUUGGAUGGUAGAUAUUUUCAUAUUCGAUGUUGUGCACAUAUCUUGAAUCUUAUUGUGCAAGAGGGUUUGAGAGUUAUAGAUGGUUGUAUUGUGAAGGUUCGUGAGGGUGUUAAGUAUAUUACACUUACUGAAGGUCGGAAAAUCAAAUUUAAGCAAUGUGUAGUGGCUACUAAUUCGGAUUUUAAAUUAAAGUUAAAAAAAGAUGUGUCCACUCGGUGGAAUUCUACCUUUUUAAUGCUUGAAAGAGCUUUGUUAGCUAAAGAAGCUAUUGAUAUGUUUGCUAAAAGAGAUAGUAGUUAUGAGUUUUAUCUUUCGUCUCUUGAAUGGAAACAUAUUCAGUCAAUGUCUAACUUCCUUGAGCCUUUUUAUCUUAUCACAAAGCUGUUUUCUGGUUCUGAUUAUCCUACCGCAAACCAUUAUUUUGGUAAUAUUUUGAGUAUUGAAAAGCUAUUACACGAUGCCCAUAUUGAUGAGGAUCCUAUGAUACAAAUAAUGGCUAGUACGAUGCAAGGUAAGUUUGACAAAUAUUGGAGCAAUUAUUCUGUCAUCUUAUCCUUUGCUGUGAUUUUUUACCCUCAUUACAAGCUUGAUUUUGUGAAAAAUUCCUAUUCUAUUUUAUAUGUUGAUGAUGAAGCUAAUAGAAAAGCACAAAUUGUGCUUUCUGAAUUUAUUGAGAUGUACACUUUUUAUGUGAAAUCUUCAACACCGUGUGCUUCAUCCUCAUCUUCAUUACAAAGCACAUCAAGAUCUCCUUUGCCUCUCUCCUCUUCUACACCAUUUAAGACCGGUGAUAUUUACAAGAAUUUUCAUGCGACGAUAGCUCCAAGUAGAGUUGGUGCAUCUGAAGUUGAUGCCUAUUUGAGUGUUCCAUUGAGGAAACAUAUUCCGGGAGAAGAAUUUGAUAUCCUUAAUUAUUGGAAAGAGCAAUCUGCCUCUUAUCCGAUUCUUUCUCGAAUGGCAAAAGAUGUACUCGCCAUUCCUAUAUCCUCCGUUGCCUCAGAAUCUUCGUUUAGCAUGGGUGGUCGAAUCUUGACCAAUAUAAGGAGUUGUCUAUCGGAUAAACACCUUGAGGCUUUGGUUACAUCUAAAAAUUGGUUGGAUGGUUAUGACGAAGAAGAGUAUGAAGAUUGUGAACUUGACACCGAGCCUUCCAACCUUGGUCUCUGAGAAUCUUAAUGUUUUCCGGAUUAUUUAUGGUGUGGUUCUGCUUCUCUUUUGUGCUCCAUCAGAGUUGUGUAGUUGGUGUUGCCAAGGAUCUUUUGAUAUUUUGUUGAAACUAAGCUUAAAAUUAAAAUCCUCUUUUGAUGUAAUAUAUGUUAGGUAUAUUUUGGGUAUAUAAACUUAAAAAUCCUCUUUUGAUGUAAUAUAUGUUAGGCAUAUUUUGGGUAUGUAAACUUAAAAUACUCUUUUGAUGUAAUAUAUGUCACUAUGUUAGGUA
Spinacia oleracea (spinach) is the source of this 4460-nucleotide messenger RNA. RefSeq names its product zinc finger BED domain-containing protein RICESLEEPER 2-like. Gene Ontology annotation, molecular function: DNA binding; protein dimerization activity. The transcript is spliced from 6 exons. The record is from RefSeq and is a predicted model, not a curated record. Lineage: Eukaryota; Viridiplantae; Streptophyta; Magnoliopsida; Caryophyllales; Amaranthaceae. The coding region runs from base 2966 to 4189 and encodes 407 amino acids.